AUGGGUAAUACACAGGCAGGUGAAAAACAAUCGAAAACCGGAAAGUCGCCAGGGAAGGGGAAACAUUUUAUAAGAAACUUGAAUAGGAAAAGUUCCCACAAGGAAAACAAGAAACAUGGCCGCAAAAAGAGUAUCGAUAAACGAGACACCGAUAAAGACUUCGAUAAAACAUCUGAAUCUGAUAACAACGAAACCAUCGAGGCCUCCGAUAACGAUAUGGUCGAGUGCGUGUUUAAAACAUCGAGUAGGGGCGAGCGGGGAGUGGAGAGAUCGAGUGUGCAGUCAGAGGUAACGGUGACCAGGUGCGAGCGGUCAGCGACCCGCGACCAGUUGCCCGCCGCCGUCGUGUCGCCCGCGGAGCCGUCCUCGUCCGACUCAGUGUUCACGGACCCCCUGACCCCGCUGGCCGUGGAGCUCAACCAGUGUUACUACUCCGCCGAGAGUGACAGCGCGCACGAGGAGCUGCCCUGCACUCUCACGCCGUCCGGCCUCGAUGCGCCCGCGCGUGUCACUCCCGCGUCGACCGACACCCGUCCGUCCGUAACAGAAAUGUUACACGAUGACACCGCUCCACCGCUACCAGCGAUUGAUAUUAUGGAAAAAGAAAUAAAAAGUGACGUCUUCGAUGACAUUAGUGACAAAGACGAUAUAACUAAGACUAUGGGUGCUAUAUUAUCAAAGUCAGAGCAACCCCUAGAAAAGGAUAAUGAAUGUAAUCACGAUUUUCUUGAAAAUCGGUUGAAAGCCAGUCCGGGGCAAACAUCAUUUACGAUAUCUAGGCAUAGAAAAGUAGAACUUCCUCCUGUAGCAGCUGAUUCCUCACUGAGUAUAUUAGACAACGAAGACCAGAGCCAGUCGGGUUUAAGCGACGUACCGAUGACUGACUCCAAUGUAUUACGAAAGGUUGCCUCACUCACCCUCGAUAAACACACGGAGACAAAAGUUAUACGACCGAAAUUUGUACCCGAAAAACUAGAUUUCCAAAUUUAUGAAAAAUUUGAAGGUCAGAUGCUUCUCAAUUGGUUUCUCUCUUCUGUAUCAGAAGAUAGCCAUUUCAAGAACCUUUUAAGUUCACAAGAUCUGAAAACUCUUGGUAUCCAAUAUUGUACCCACCUCCUAGCUGCAGGCGUUCUAAGACAAAUAUCAGAUAAGGAUGCACCUACAGAGAACAUUUUUAAGCCUAACUUAAUGUAUUAUUGGUCACAUAUGGAGUUGCCAGUAUCGCAGCCAGUAACUCCAGGUAGACUGGAUAUGUCUUCCUGGCCUCCUGAAAAUUCACAAAGGAAACUAAACCAAUUCCCUAAUAUAUCUGUUUUGGAUAGUCAAUGCAAUAAACAAACCAAUGAAGAUAUUAAUGACAUAGUUGAAGCAAAACUUGUGAUUUCUGAACUCAAAAGAAAAUUACAAGAACUAGAGUACGAAUUAGAAAAUUAUAAGGUUAAUACUCAGCUACGAGACAGUAGUAAAAACAUACAAAAUUCUUCUAUGUCAAUACCUGAAAAUUUAUCAUGUAGAGACAGAAAACUUGUUAAUAAAGAGGUACAGACAAACACUGCAAGUGAAAAUAAUAGGCUGAAUACUAAACCUGUGAUAAAUACCUCUAAAGAUGAUAAUCUUUUAAGGGCAAACGUAAAUACGGACUCUAAUAUAGGUUUAAGUAGAAUAGGUUUCAAAAAUGAUUUAUUAAUUAAUGAAGAAGCAAAACAUGAUUUAAGAUCUGAAAAAGUAGAGAAUUUUUGUAAGUUAAAUAAGUCUAGGGAAUCAAAUGAGAAACACUGGAACGAUGAUGUUGGAUUAAUAACAACAGAAAAAGUUAACGGCGAAAGUGAAAAAGGUGAUGCAGAAAUUUUAAAUAAUCACAAGGAAUCCUCGGAUGAGUCUAAAAGUAAAGCUAGAAGCAAUAGUUUAGUUAUGGAAUAUCUUUGUAAUAAUAAAAAUAUGUCUUCCAAUUUAAUUGAAGACGACAAUCAAGUCAAUAAUUUACAUAAUUCUAAAGUUCCUUGGCCAUCAACUAAAACGUUGCCUGCAGAAGUUGAUAAUGUGUCUGCUGAUCAAACAUCGCGACAAAUGCCGAAGAAUACAUUGUUACCCGAAAAUGAAGUAAAGUCUACUUCAAAGAUAGGAAAUGAAGUAGAUGUGUGUUUAUCAAAUCAUUUAUUACAAUUAGAAAAUAAUUUGUGUCAACCUGUACCUCCCCCACCACCUCCUGAUCCUGGAAUGUCUCCUUCUCCACCCCCUAUGCCAGGCACAACUGAAGAAACGCUUUCGCAAAUUUUAGAUAAAAGCGACACUAAUGCGACGUCUUCGUCUCCGUUAGAUAAUGGCCCCCAACGUACGUCUCCUAAAGUCAGUCCUCAACUUUCCAAUCUUGACUCUGGCCCUCCACCUCCUCCUCUUCCUGACAACGAACAGUUGUCGACGUCAAAAAAUGAAACAUUUACGCCGUCACCACCGCCUCCACCUGGAAUAUGUCCACCGCCACCGCCCCCUCUACCGGGCAUGGGUCCACCGCCACCGCCUCUGCCUGGGAUGGGUCCACCACCGCCACCAUUGCUUGGUAUGGGUCCACCACCGCCACCAUUGCCUGGUAUGGGUCCGCCCCCUCCACCAUUGCCUGGUAUGGGUCCGCCCCCUCCACCAUUGCUCGGUUCGGGUCCGCCCCCUCCACCAUUGCCCGGUAUGGGUCCACCCCCUCCACCAUUGCCCGGUAUGGGUCCACCCCCUCCACCAUUGCCCGGUAUGGGUCCACCCCCUCCGCCAUUGCCUGGUAUGGGUCCACCACCUCCGCCAUUUCCUGGCGUGGGACCACCACCCCCUCCCUUGUCUGGUCUAGCGCCUACCGCGCCGCCCGCACCGGGCAUACCGCCGCCACCAUCAAAUACAGGACCUCUACCAUUUCCAACUCCUCCCGUCGGAGGAUGGAAUAUGCAAAGAGCGACUCUACGAAAAACACCGAUCAAGCCAGCGGCACCUAUGAAACCUUUAUAUUGGACGAGGAUCCUAGCAGCACCUUUACCACCGACCUGUCAAGGCGAGGCAGAAUCGUCAGGAUUUAAACCGUUGUGGCUCGAAAUCGAAGAAGCAAAAUUGGAUAACAUCGAUGAAUUCACAGACCUAUUCUCACGACAAGUAGUCAAGGUGCCCGUGAAGAAGAAAGUUGAAGUGAAAACGAAAAUACAACCGAUCAAAAUCUUAGAUAGCAAGAGGUCACAAAAUGUUGGUAUAUUAGCGCAAAGUUUACACGUUGAGUUUUCUGAAAUUGAAAACGCGAUAUACAACUUUGACACCUCGGUAGUCAGCUUAGAAGCUCUACAACAAAUUUAUGAAUUGAGAGCAUCUGAGGAGGAAUUGUUUCUAAUAAAAGAACAUAUAAAAAAUAAACCAGACAUACCAUUGGAUAAACCUGAAGCAUUUUUAUACGAAUUGUCCGGAAUACAGAAUUUUGCCGAAAGGAUCUCAUGUUUUACAUUCCAGGCGGAGUUUGACGAUGCUGUUAAUACGAUCAUGCACAAAUUAGAUAAUUUAAAACAUACAUGUGAGUUUCUCAUGACCAGCGAAUCUCUAAAGCAACUAUUUGCGAUAAUAUUGGCAGUCGGUAACUACAUGAACGGUGGAAAUGGUCAAAGAGGCCAAGCGGACGGCUUUGGUUUAGAAAUACUAUCGAAGUUAAAAGACGUGAAGUCGAAGCAGUGCCACGUGACGCUGCUGCACUUCAUCGUGCGCACGUACAUGCGCGCGCGCGGCGGCGCGCUGGCGCCCGCGUGCGCGCUGCCCGUGCCCGAGCCCGGCGACGUGGGCCGCGCCGCCGCGCUCGACUUCGGCGACGUUGCCGACAGCCUCGCCGCGCUCCGGAAGAAUCUCGAUGAAUGCAGAAAUAAAAUGGAAAAAGUUAUAGAAGCGUAUAAAUUUGAAAAAGAAGGUGACGAUAAUGGAUGUGCCGAAAAUAGAAAGCGACUUGAAGUUUUUAAAGAAAAAAUGACAACAUUCCUUAACGCAGCUGAAGAAAAGCUCAAGAGUGAAAAUGAAAAUAUGUGCGAAUGCCGAAAUAAAUUUAUAGCGACAGUCAAGUUUUAUCAAUAUUCUCCAAAAUGUGGCAAAGUGGACGACUGUGAACCGAAAGAGUUCUUUUCCCUGUGGACUGCAUUUUGUAGCGAUUUUAAAGAUAUCUUUAAAAAGGAGGAACAAUUAGCUAUUAAAGAAAAGCUAAAAGAAACUAAAAAGCUUCAAGGUGAAAGGCGCGCUAGCACGCAACCUAAAAAAGAAGGUGGUCUUAAGUCUCGUCUCCAGAAACUGACCAGUGCUCGAAAAUAAUAAAAUUAGUUGUUUAUAUAAAAAAAAAAAAUGUUUAGUAUAUUUUAAAAGUAAGCUUUAUAUAAAAGAGAAAAAUUUUAAUGCCACAUCAUUGCAUUUUCCAAUGUUACAAAAAUAUUGUAUGGCUUUACAAAAGCUAGCAGUAUGUUCUACUAACAAUAUUAUUUAUUUGGCUUAAUUUGAGUUGAGUACAUUGUUGUUUAAUUAUGGGAUUAUUUGUUUUUGUAAGAAAUGUUUGUUCAGACUACAAUGUAAUGAAUAAAUACUCAUUUAAGUAAUAACAUUGCUAGCCUAGACCUAAUAAUAUUAAUAGCUAUCAUAUUAAUAGCAAUUUUAUCAGUUUAAACUUAAUAAAUUCAGAAGCUUCUUGAGCAAGCCUUUUUAAGAAGUUGAUUAUUGAUGGUGUGAAUGUCUUGUUUCACAAAUUUUAUUCUAUAUACAAAAAAUAAAUGCCACAAAUAGAAUUAGUACUAUUCAAAAAAUAUGUUAAGGUAAAAAAUAAACAUGGAAAGUGAUAGAUGAUUUUCUAUUUAAAAUUGGCAAAUAAGGCAAUAAGAAUAUGGUAAUAUUUUACAGUUUUUCAAUAAUAAUGUUAUAAAUGUUUUAUAUAACUUUCUAAUGAAGUACCUGAUGUAUAAUUUAAAGUCAGCUAGGGAAAAUAUCAACUAUAUCUUGUUUAUAAAUAACCUACUUUAUGGUGCUUUUGUAUUAUUAAGUUUUGUAAUUAAUAAUAUAUAGUAAAAUAAAACUUUUUUUUUCAA
Messenger RNA from Melitaea cinxia (Glanville fritillary), 5072 nucleotides. RefSeq names its product formin-2 (gene capu). The record is from RefSeq and is a predicted model, not a curated record. Gene Ontology annotation, biological process: actin filament network formation; cortical actin cytoskeleton organization; actin nucleation. Lineage: Eukaryota; Metazoa; Arthropoda; Insecta; Lepidoptera; Nymphalidae. The coding region runs from base 1 to 4311 and encodes 1436 amino acids. The transcript is spliced from 11 exons. Gene Ontology annotation, molecular function: microtubule binding; actin filament binding. Gene Ontology annotation, cellular component: cytoplasm; cytoskeleton; actin filament.